This is a messenger RNA of Oldenlandia corymbosa var. corymbosa, 1272 nucleotides long. The record is from the annotation of a GenBank genome assembly. NCBI's taxonomy places the organism in Eukaryota, Viridiplantae, Streptophyta, Magnoliopsida, Gentianales, Rubiaceae.
CCCCAACCCUUAAUAUGUCAUGACCUUCGGUGGCACGGGUUUGUGUCGAGAUUGAUCUUCUUAAGGAUCAUCCCCAUCCGAAUCUGAUUAUGUGUUGAAGGCAAAUCAUAUUUCCAAUCAGCCCCGUAUGAGAAUAUGCUUCUAUAUUGAGUCGAUUGCAAAAAGAUUGGGCACGAUCUCAAUCCUUGUCGAUACAAUAAGGCAGUGGUGACGCAACAGAAAAUUGAUUCAGCGCAUCUCACUAGGCAGCAAUCGGAUAAGCAAGCAUUGCCCAAACAGGAUCCGAAAAAGGGAGGAAAUCAUGCCUCUUCUUCUGUCGAUGUCAAUCCGAUGCCCAUCUGGCCAUCAAAACAGCCGGCCAAUCCACCAUCCACUACUUUUUCAAAGCCGCCGUUGCAAAACAAGGUUGCUGAAUCAAAUCAGUCGCCUUCAGAAGAUGCGCCACUGUUCCUGCUUUCAGCUACUAAUGAUGCUAACGUCGCAGCCUCCUUUGCUAUUGCUGCAACCCCUUCCAACGCAACAAACCCAGACUUCACAACUGAUCAAACCCAGCCUGCUGCAACACUCCCCAACCACCGGAAGGAUCGAACUUUGGGUUUAACAGUCACGGAUAAGAUUGGGAUUCCAGUUGACAUCCAUGAUAGCCCGCCACUACCCAUGAUUUCUGAACAACUGGAGGUCGAAGAAACUCCCGAUGAAGUCGUUGUUGAACAAGGAAUUUCUGUGCACCCCACAAUGAAAGAGAACCCGAUGAUUCCAGAUCAACAAAAUUCUUCUAAUCAGUACGCCUCUCAGGAAGAUACCAAUGAUAUGGAGAAUCAAUCUUCAGAUUCAAUCGUCGCUACCAGCGGUCUAAAUGAUGCUUCAAAUGGUUCUGAUGACGACGACUUUGAUAUGGAAUACGCAAUGGAACAAGAAUCCUUUUACAGUAAAGUUUCUGCUCCAAUCUAUCACAAUCAUUCGAAAAAAGCCAAGGCUAAAAAGAAGGUGAGUCAUGGAUCCAUGCCUCUGCUAGUUGUGUUGGCUCCGAACGUGUCGGCAAAGGGCCAAGACGUAUCGGACAGACCAUUAGAAGGUGGAUUUGUCUCACGCUUCAACGUCUUGCAUGAUUUGAAGGAGGAUAAUGAUGAAGAUGAAAAAGAUAUGGGAAGAUUCAAUACUGAGGAUAAUAUGGAUGGUGAUCGUGCUAAAGGGAUGGUAGCAUUGGAGGUAGAAUCUGACUCAGAUGUGGACGAGAUUCGCAUUACGAUGUCGAUUGCAGAGAGAACAUGA